UAGGCUAGGCUGUCUCAUCUCUUUAUGUCUGAGUGUGUGGAAUUUAACUAAUUGAAAAGCUCUCCUCGAAUCUUGGUCUUCGUGGAACCUUGUGCAGGAGUGACCCUCACGAUCUCUCCCACCUCUCUCUGUCUCUCUCUCUCGCACACGUAUUUUUUUCACUGAGAAAGUUCGGAAUUUCGGAUCACCACAUGACCAUUUCCUUCUCUGCCUCAACUUUCCCGAAUAGUUUCUCUCUCCCUUCACCUUCUUUUUCUUGGCUUCUUUUCUUGCUACAAGGGUUAUCCUGUUGUGGGUUUUAUUUUUUAUUUUUUAUUUUUUGCAACUGACCUUUCUGGGAUUCUCUGACCCAACCAACCUUCUAAACAGUUAUCAUUAUUAUCCAUUUUCUAUUGGGGUUCCCUAUUUUUUUUUUUUUUUGGUUUUCAUUAGAGAUUUUUCCUAGUGGGAUUUUGUUUGGCUUUCACUUUGUGUUUUCUAGCUUUGUAAGCAUUUUCGUUAUGUUUUGAGUUGCUCUUUCAUUUGGCGACUCUCGUCCCUGUGCCAUUUUGUUCUUUUUGUCACUGUUUAUGGGUUGUUAAUGUCUUUAGCCGCCGAAGCGGUUUCAAGUUCCAAAAGCAUGGGUUAUGACGAGAAAAGCAACGAGGGUGAGGAAAACAGUGAAGCUUCAAAAACAAAGAUAACUGGAAAAGCGGCUACAGAUGAAGGAAAUACUGUCGAAUCCGCAGAGCUGGUACGGAAAAUGAGUGAGAGUUCUAUUUAUGCAACUGAGGAUGAGGAAGAUGAGGAAGGAAAGAAGAUAGAGUUGGGUCCUCAAUACACUCUGAAGGAACAAAUCGAAAAGGAUAAGGAUGACGAGAGCUUGAGGAGAUGGAAGGAACAACUUCUUGGGAGUGUAGACUUCAAUUCUGUUGGAGAGACUCUAGAGCCAGAUGUUAAGAUCCUGAGCCUUGCUAUUAAGUCGACUGGUAGACCUGAUAUCAUUCUUCCGAUUCCCGAGAGUGGGAAACCCAAGGGUUUGUGGUUUACUUUGAAAGAAGGAAGCCAGUACAGCCUGCAGUUCACCUUCCAGGUCAGCAAUAACAUCGUUUCGGGUCUCAGAUACACUAACACUGUGUGGAAAGCUGGUCUGAAGGUGGACAGCGCAAAAGAAAUGAUUGGAACCUUCAGUCCUCAGGCAGAGCCUUACACACAUGAGAUGCAUGAAGAGACUACACCAUCAGGAAUGUUUGCCAGAGGGUCGUACUCUGCUAGAAGUAAGUUUGUUGACGAUGAUGACAAGUGCUACUUGGAGAUCAAUUACACAUUCGAUAUCCGCAAGGAAUGGCAGGGAGCUUAAACUGAGAACUCUUGUCUCAGUGUUAUUGCUUGUUACCUGUUAAUUUGGUAGGCAAUUUGUUAAUAAAGUUGAGCUUUUGAGGGCAAUGUCUCUUGUCUCUAUCUCCUUCUCUCCCCCUCCUGGUCUUUUAAAUUGUCAUUAGUUCGGGUUAUGUUAAGCUUUUAUUCAUGUACUUGUUAACAAUUCCUCAUUAGGGGGCUUUUGGAUUUCAAAUUGCAGAAAAGGCUAUCUCAUAGUUGUA
This is a messenger RNA of Carya illinoinensis, 1580 nucleotides long. Its product is annotated as rho GDP-dissociation inhibitor 1-like. NCBI's taxonomy places the organism in Eukaryota, Viridiplantae, Streptophyta, Magnoliopsida, Fagales, Juglandaceae. The transcript is spliced from 5 exons. Gene Ontology annotation, cellular component: membrane; cytosol; cytoplasm. Bases 581 to 1339 code for a protein of 252 amino acids. Gene Ontology annotation, biological process: Rho protein signal transduction. Gene Ontology annotation, molecular function: protein binding; Rho GDP-dissociation inhibitor activity. The record is from RefSeq and is a predicted model, not a curated record.